Molecule: messenger RNA, 261 nt
Organism: Protopolystoma xenopodis
Lineage: Eukaryota; Metazoa; Platyhelminthes; Monogenea; Polystomatidea; Polystomatidae
Source: the annotation of a GenBank genome assembly
AUGCUUCAUACAAAUCUCCGGCUAGCAAAUUCUGGCUCGUCAUCCGCUGACUUCCAGCCAUAUGCCCAAUCAGCCUUGUCGGCACAAAUUGCCAAGCUAGAUUCGGAUGACUCUGAUGAGAAUUUAGAUAUCUUGAGCGGAGGCCAGAACGAUGAAGUCGGAUCAGAUUUAUCUGGGCCCGAAACGAGUGAGCUCAAAAAAGUUGUAAGAGAUGAGAAAUUGAACAUGCCAAGAUUGCCUCUUGCUGAUGAUGCCUUGCCG